AUUGAAGCUAAUUCCCCAUUCUUAACCUCAAAAUUAUUGUGAAUUUUCAAUUUUGGUAUUUUCAAUUUUCGCAUCUGAAACAAGUGUUAUGGAUUUUGGUGAUUUGAGUGACGACACGGUAAUUCAAGGAAAAUUACAACAUUUCCACACUAGUAUAGAUAAAAUUGAAGAAUUGUUACAAGUUACUUUAGACCAGGACAGUUAUGAAAAACUAAGCACACAGGACAAAGUUGAUUACGAUCUGUUUAUGGCAUAUGCAUUAAACACAUUAUAUUGGUUAUACUUAAGGUCGAAAGGUGUAGUCCCCAACAAUGAUUUAAAAAAUCAGCUUAACCGUAUUAAACAAUAUAUGGGGAAAGCAAAAGAAGCACACGAUCGAAGUACUAUUCGGCCUACAUUAAAUCAAGCAGUAGCAAAACGUUUUAUUAAGCAUGGAAUUAGUGCAUCAUCUCAACAUGAACCUACACCUAAAAAAGUUAAAAUGUGAAUAAAAUUUUGUAUUAAUUAAUUAAAGAAACUUAUUAGGUA
Molecule: messenger RNA, 528 nt
Organism: Photinus pyralis (common eastern firefly)
Lineage: Eukaryota; Metazoa; Arthropoda; Insecta; Coleoptera; Lampyridae
Product: nuclear nucleic acid-binding protein C1D-like
Exons: 2
Coding region: 89-487 (132 amino acids)
Biological process (GO): regulation of gene expression; maturation of 5.8S rRNA
Cellular component (GO): nucleolus; exosome (RNase complex)
Molecular function (GO): RNA binding; DNA binding
Source: RefSeq, a predicted model, not a curated record